GGAAGUUACCGGAAGUUUCUACGUGUGCACUUUCGCGACAAUCCAGGAAGCGUUUUACUAACAGUUACAGAGACGAAAGGCAAAGCUGUUCUGUUUCGAGGGGGAUUCAAACAAUAUCAGGCACCAUGCUGCCGACCACCCUGCCACACAUUAACGGCGACCCGAGCGACAGGGACGCCGCACGUCACACAGCAGGCGCCAAGCGCUACAAAUACCUGCGGCGACUGCUCCAUUUCAGACAUAUGGAUUUUGAGUUCGCCAUCUGGCAGAUGCUUUACCUGUUCACGUCGCCGCAGAGGGUCUACCGCAACUUCCACUACAGGAAACAGACCAAGGACCAGUGGGCCAGAGAUGAUCCUGCAUUUCUGGUCCUUCUCAGCAUCUGGCUGUGUGUCUCAACGAUAGGCUUUGGUCUUGUUCUGGACAUGGGGGUAGUGGAUACCCUGAAACUGCUGCUGUGGGUGGUCUUUGUUGACUGCAUAGGUGUUGGUCUGCUCAUAUCAACCCUCAUGUGGGUUAUCAGCAACAAAUACCUGCUGAAACACCCAAGCAAAAACUUUGACGUCGAGUGGGGCUAUGCAUUCGAUGUUCAUCUAAAUGCUUUCUACCCACUUCUGGUCAUCCUGCAUUUUCUGCAGCUUUUCUUUAUCAACCAUGUUGUGGUAAUAAACUCAGAUUGGUUCGUGGGUUACUUUGUUGGAAACACUUUGUGGCUCAUUGCCAUCAGUUAUUACCUCUACAUCACCUUCCUGGGUUACAACGCUCUACCCUUCCUGACGAACACCGUGGUGCUCCUCUACCCCUUCGCUCUGCUCGGCCUCAUCUACAUCCUCUCUUUAUCUCUGGGCUGGAACUUCACCUACGGCCUCUGCUGGUUUUACAAAUACAGAGUCAAAUAGGAGGCUUUUUAAUUUGAAAUCGGAUGCUAGCUGGCUCCGGCGCGGUCUCGAACACAAAAAUAAAAAGACUUCCACUUUCA
Messenger RNA from Cyprinodon tularosa, 979 nucleotides. It is a transcript of the gene unc50, whose product is annotated as unc-50 homolog (C. elegans). Bases 126 to 899 code for a protein of 257 amino acids. The record is from RefSeq and is a predicted model, not a curated record. Gene Ontology annotation, cellular component: Golgi membrane. The transcript is spliced from 6 exons. Lineage: Eukaryota; Metazoa; Chordata; Actinopteri; Cyprinodontiformes; Cyprinodontidae.